Columba livia (rock pigeon) is the source of this 8386-nucleotide messenger RNA. It is a transcript of the gene SLC66A2, whose product is annotated as solute carrier family 66 member 2. Gene Ontology annotation, biological process: retrograde transport, endosome to Golgi; phospholipid translocation. Lineage: Eukaryota; Metazoa; Chordata; Aves; Columbiformes; Columbidae. The coding region runs from base 308 to 1120 and encodes 270 amino acids. Gene Ontology annotation, cellular component: endosome; trans-Golgi network. The record is from RefSeq and is a predicted model, not a curated record. The transcript has 6 exons.
AUCGGGGGGGCGGCCCCGCCGCUCAUUGGCGGAGGCGCAGCCGGUCAUCGUGGCGUCACGAGCCGCCCGGGCCCGCCGCUGCCGUCGGCCCGAGUCCCCAGUCGCGGAGCGGCGGCGGGCGGAGGGGAAUGGCGGCGGACGGAGCUUCGGGAGGAGGUGCUGGCUCCGCGAGAGAGGGCGCAGGCACGGUGCCGCAUCCCGCCCAGGAGCCCGUGCGGGGCUGAAGCCGGCCUUGGCUGGAGAGCCGCAGCGGAAGGCAUCGCUCAGCCUGACUGCCGCCGCCGCAGCCGCCGCGCUUCCCCCCGCCAUGGAAGCGGCCGGCCUGGAGUGGCUGCUGGUCCCCAUGCAGCAGCUGGUGUCGUGGGGCGCGGCGGGGGCCAUGGUGUUCGGCGGCGUGGUGCCCUACAUCCCGCAGUACAGAGACAUCCGCCGGACACAGAACGCAGAGGGCUUCUCCACCUACGUCUGCCUGGUGUUACUGGUCGCCAACAUUUUGCGAAUACUCUUUUGGUUUGGAAGGCGUUUUGAAUCCCCUCUUCUGUGGCAAAGCAUUAUCAUGAUCAUUACUAUGCUACUGAUGCUGAAACUGUGCACUGAAGUACGUGUGUCCAACGAACUAAAUAUAAAACGCCGCUCUUUUGCAGCUGCAGAUAGUAAGGAUGAAGAAAUCAAAGCACCUCCCAAGAGAUCCUAUCUGGAUUUUGACUUGAACUAUUUUUGGCAUUGGAGCAAGUUUACAGACUACGUGCAGUGUGUCCUGACCUUCACUGGCGUGACCGGUUACAUCACUUACCUCUGGCUUGACUCAUCUGUCUUUGUGGAAACGCUGGGCUUCCUUGCGGUGUUCACUGAGGCUAUGUUAGGCGUUCCCCAGCUCUAUCGUAACUACCAGAAUAGGUCUACAGAAGGAAUGAGGCUAAACGGACCAACUCUCUCAGCCUUUCCUCAUAAGAAAGAUGCUUCAGACCCCCGUCUCUCUGCGAUCUUUGUAGCUCUCCACUGGACUCUCUCCAGUAAUUCCUGGUCAGAGGGACAGAACCAGGUAAGGGCUGUGUCAUCUCUCUGUGAGCUGUUUCCCAGGUCUCCCUUCUACCCCAUGGCCAGUUUUCAGUCAGCUUGAAAGUAACCCCCUUUCUGCACAUCUUUGACUGACACGUUUGGCUGUCAUCGAGUGAAAGGCUCAGAACUUCACCACCCAGAGACAGCCAGCACAAUCAGUUCCUCUGCUUAUGUUUGUAUGAGGCUGUCUUGAGAAGUCUGGCCUGAAAAAGCUGAAUGAGGAAAAUUGAAAAUAUUAAUUUAGCCCCUCCUGUGACAGUACUGGGUUGGUCACUGUGAUCACUCUGUUUUAAAAACCUCAAGUAACUGAAGGAGAAACAGGCUGCACUUAUUGUCUCAGAAGCUGCUGGAGCCGAGAGUUGGAAAUGUUAAGAAUGCUUUUCCAUUCAGAAGUGUUUUAUGAGGUGCGCUGCAGCUGUGAGCUAGUUACGUGCAGGAGUUUAUCCCAAAUGUAUACAGUAAAGUCAGUGCAGUGUGAAGGGGUAUGAAAGGAAGAAAUUAUAUUACAUUUAUAUCCCGAUAUAUUAUUUCCUCUUUUCCCCUAUAGAUAAUAAUAAAAAUACUAGAAGAUAGUAUUUCUUAGGGAGACAAAAUUUCAUUGUGGGGUGCUUUUAUUUGGUACUGAUCUAUAGCUUUUUCCAUUAUGACACAGGCAACUCUUUAUAUCAUUUUUAAAGAGCAGCUUUUGACUUCUGAAGACAGUGCUUGUCCCAGAGACAAAUCCUGGCUUUAUUCAAACUCUGAAGAUAAAUGCAGGCUGCUGGAUUUUCUGCCUGUAUUGGAUAAUCCAGGUGGUGUGGUGAACAGGUGUAGAAGGCUUUAUUCAGGUCUGGUUAAUCAAUGUCCAGCCACCUCCACUAGUGAGAUUUUAGAUUUAAGGAGAUUGAGGAAGUGCUCUAAAAAUGCCACUGCUAUGUUUUCCUGGGAUUUUUUUAGCCUGAGAGAAUUUUUGAAUAGUGAAUAGGUACACAGCCCCAGUGAGUUAGUUCCUUCGGAGUUCUGCUGUUUAAAAGAAAACAGAACCUGAGCUAGAGAGAAGUAUUAUGGCAAUAGUUGUGGCUAUGCAUUAGCUUACAUUCAAAAGAGAUGUCAGAUGCAAUCAACAUCUGUUACAGCGACUUUGUUACGUAUCUCUGCUUCUUUGGGGAGGUUUAGUAAAGGAGAAAGAAAAGUGUAAAAGGACUUAAAAAGUGUUAAAAGGAAGGUAAGUUAAAAGAGGGUAAUGCAGGCAAAGGCAGUAUUGAUUUAUUUUUUUUUCCAUUCAGCUUCUGUUUCUCACUGACAGAAAAUUGCAUGGAUGAGAGCAAAAUCGAAGAAAUAGGAGUAGGGAUAAUGGAAGUCUACAUGAAAGAUUUUCUUUUCUGAGUAUGCUGUAUACAUAAAGCAGACACUGGCCAGUACAAUUGUGACGAGUUAGUGCAUUGUGUCUGGUCUGGGACUAACACCAAGGAAGGUGCUGAAGAGAGAUAAGUUUCUUUCAGGGUUUGGAAUUGUAGCCUUCAGAUGCUGAUAUAACAGUGUCUACUCUUGUUCUUAAAAUAGUAGCUGCUUUAUGUAUUAAACAGUCAAAAUAGAGAAGAUCGAAGAGGGGUAUGAGAAGUGGGGGCCAUUUAGUUUAAAAAAAAAUAAAAAAACAGAAUGGCUUUGUGGGUUCAAAUCAUCUGACCCAUGUUUUUCAUUACAGAAGGCAUUGUGUAGAUAAUCAUAAGGGACUAGGUUAUAAAAGAGAAAGUGGUUUUCAAGAGAAUAAUUAGGAACUGAAAGGUAAAUCUGUGACCUUGGCAAAUGGAGAAAUUAAGGUCUUAAGUGUGAGCCAGAAAUACAUUGGGUAAAUGCAGAAUUCCUUAAUUUCUUCUUAAAAGUGGUUUGUACUUCAUGUUGUAUAGGCCAUUCCUUAUUUUCACUGCCUUUCCUGUUUCACUAAGUUAAUCAAAACUGUCUGUCAGCAUGCUUGCACAUUUCCUGCUUUAAACUAUUCUCAUUAUUUACUGUAGUUCUGUGAUUGUAUUAAUUUGUCUUCCUAAAUGCUCUUUCUUUCUACUCAGAUCUUUAGUUUUCUCCAUGGGUCUGCAAAAAUAGUUGUUAUUGCUUCUGAGGCUCCAGCCAGUGGCAAAUUUGUUGGAGGAGUUUUACUUGUUUCAUUGUUUCUGCUUUGGUGAUAUUUCUUCUUUCAUUACUGUGGCACUGAUCAGCUGGUUACUGUUGUCCUUUAUGGUGGCCUUUAUAUAAAGUACUCGUGUUUGUGUAUUUUGGAAUUUGCAUACACAUCCAGGUUUGCAGGACUUUGGGGAGUAGUCAGUACCAGGUUUUGUGCCAGGUUUUGGUACAACCAUCAGGCUUGCCACUUAGAGCUUUUCUGUUCCCCCUUUUCAUUUGUGGUUCUGAUAGAUACCACAAACAUCAGAUUCACUUCCUGAAUCUGGCUCUUUUAAAGUUAAGAGGUUGAAGAAAGUUACUUGCAGCAUCCACUUUCCUUAAGCAUCAUCCAGAUUGUAGCACAGUGUGGACUGCUGAAGCUCUUGCACAUACUGAACCUUUCUCACAUCUCUUCCCCUGGCACCUCAUCCCGUAAGUUCAAAAAGUAAAUUCAAAGCAAGUAACUUCAAACCAGAAGCAUUCGUCUUUUAGAAAUAGUCCAAGGCUUCUUUACAGUAAUAGGAAGAAAACACUGCUGGUAUGUCUAAUCAGUGCUCUCUUCAGUUGGUGGAUUUCUCCGUGCCCUGAAAAUUUGCAAUAAAGGAGAAAAUGUAUUGUACUUGUGUUACAAAAACAUUUUAAGUUUGGGUGCUCUGUUUUCUUUUGGCAAGGAAGUGUCAUGCAAGGUAUUUUGCAUAGUUAAGGUCAGGGCUUUCCAAGUCACAAAAGGUCAAAGUUGAGCUUAUAAUGAAGGCACCUGAGAGAUGGAAGUUUUCUAAAGAUGUGUUUUUCCUCUGUUGCCAACAAAUUUGGGAACAGAAGUGCCUCAGUUCUUGAAAUUCCUGCAUCUGCAUUGUUUUGCCAGAGUUCACUGCAGCCAGUUGUGUAAGAAGGAUAAGUUAUCUAGUUAUGUCGUUGCAGAAUUGUCUUCCUCAGUGCAGUAGGACUGAGUGGGAUCAGAAAUAUGGAAUGGAAGUACAUUGAGAGUUGGGUUUGGAGAAAUACAGGUUGAGAUGCAAGGAUGGAAAUAUCCAUAAUGGUAAUACUGACUGUGAUGAAGAUCUGUAAAGUGAGCAGAGUGGUGAGUAAUUAAAGUGGUUAAUAGAUGAACUAGAACAGCAGGAAGAAGAGGCUGGUGGAACUUAAGCUGGGAAGUGACUUUGCAAGGUGGUCCAGAAAAACGAGAGAUUUUCUUUUACGAGUUGACCUGCAAUAUGGUGCAUUUGGUCCCCUGUUCCUCAGACACAGAGGUCAAGAAAACAGAAGAAGAGUGAGAAGCGUAGUGACUGACAUGUUGGAUGAUCUGCCCAAAAAGUGAGAUGGGAAAGGAAGUUCUUGUAUUAUUCUUGAGUGGAAUAUAGAAAGAAAAAAAAUGUAGUGUCAGAAAAAGCUGUUUCAACAAGGCUCAAAGUUAGGGUUUUAAUUUGUUCCGGGGAAGAUGGCUGGGAAUGAUAUAUGUCCACAUAAGGGAAUAGAAUUAUAUGCCAAGCAAGUUGUCCCGGCAUUGUCAGGUAAGCUUUCAGGGCAGUGGUGAAAGCCCUGUCCCGCAGAUACUUCAUCUUGUAUUAGAGAAUUUCCUAAAACAGGAUUCCUAGUGUGCAAAGGGGCAGAUGGGAAGAGUUUGGGAAGGAAGACAGGCUAGAGAAUGUCUGUCCUUUUUGAACUGCAAAGACCCUACUUUGCAUCAUGCUCCUGUGUGUGGGACAUGAUUCUUGAUGCUUUUAUUUCUUGUCCACAGCAGGGCUUAAAAGUGCCGAUCUGCAGCCACUGUGGUAAUGCUGUGUGUGGGAAGGGGCUCAGGGGCAUUGGGGGCAUUGGUUUGUGGUGGUGGCACCUUCUGAUAAAGUACAGCCUUCUGCUGGGCAUUGCUUUGAGAAACAGCACAGCUGUUUGUAUGGUGCGUUACUGUAUGUACAGUGCAUUUCUCUAUGUAUGGUGCAUUACUGUCACCAUGGACUUCACUUCUGUACCUCCGUGCAUGUGAAAGGAAAGGGGAAAGCCUGGCAUUUCAUACGAAGACUUAGGUGCUGACUUAACUUUCAUAUAGAGCUUGCCAGGGGUUAUUUCCUUAUAACAGCAAAGCUUUUUUGAGAAGAAUGUGAGCUUCGUUUCUGGCAAAACCUUGCCGUGUUUCCAGUCAAUAAGCUGACUGGAGAGUAGGGCUUUGUCCUUGAGUGAUUGCUCUUAUUUAACACACAUUUCUCCAGUGUUUUCUUAGAAUGUGAGAAGCAUUUUACUAGCCGAAGGAUGUGACUAAUUCACGAAAAGUAAUGACUGCAAUAUCAUUAGAUUUCUGUCGUGGGGAGGGGAGGCGGGGGGAAUGCUGGCGGGGGGGAAUGCUGGCUUUGGAGACAACUGCUGAAUGCUAGUCCCUUGGAACGAGGUAAGCACUGGAGAUAGCACUGUUAUCUUGUGAAUGUUAUCUUGUGUAUGUUGACCGUAAGUGAUAAUUGCAGUUGUUGAACUGGAAUACUAAAAGCAUGCCCAGGCUAUGUACUUGUUGCCUUAUGAAGAUGAAGGGGAAAACGUGCUCAAAUUACCUAAAUUGGAUGAAGAGUCUGAUGAUUUCUUUGUUGGUCUAAGGCAGGAAGAAAGCAUUAUGAUUUAGGCCUUGGGAUAUGGCAGCUGUGCUGAAGCAAAGCUCUCUUCCCUCCCGUCUUUUUAUUACCUUUCAAAUUGAAUGUGUCCCAAGUUAUUUAGAACUAGAGAAGGAAAUACACUGAAUAGCGUUACACAGGGACAUUAUUUUGCUAUCUCUUAGCACUGGCCCUGCAGGGUGUAGCAUCAGUGUCCCUCCCAGCGGCAGACAGGCUGCAGCAGCUGAGGUUUGGGGGGCCGAUUGGCCCUGUGGGGAGUCUAGAGCAGUAUUAGCCAGCAGCUGUGCCUGCAGCUCCAUUGACUGUAACACCUUGAGCAGGAGGUGAGAGACAGGGAAAGGGGGACAGAUGCUCAAAACCAACUUAAUGAGUGAGAUGCUGAAGGGUGGUGUAGUUUAGGUGUGCUCUGCACCAUUUACAUUAAGCUGAUAGUACUGUGCGUGUUGGCAGCUGACUGUAUUAUUGCAGUGAGCAGUGCAGGGCAUGAUUUCCUACCCCAGCACCUGAGGAAAGCUGCUCCCUGUCAUGGCAGCAGGUUUCGAAGCUUCCAAAUCCACCAGAAGCAGAACCCAUAUCAUAGUAUUCGUACCACCUGAGUGAGCAGACCUGAGCUUUGCAGCCUGGCCAGCAUCCAUUUGUGUCUCCUGGCAGGAAGGGCACUGGUGUGAAUCGUGGUUCAGGUCUUUCUGCUGAUCCACAGACUGCUGCUGCACAGACUUAGGGUGUUUAAGGAUGUUAAGACCUGCUGCCCUUCUUUUUGCUGUGGAAGUUGUAUAGUACUAGAAAUAUUUUGCAGCUGUUAAGGGUUGCCAGUUUCUGGACCCUUACAGACUAAAUGUUAGGUGUAGCUGCUUCAAAUAGCCAGAGGUCGUAUCGGUGAUCCUGGAUUAUCCACCAGCUACGUGUUGUGUGUCUUGUAGUUUCCCCUUGAUUCUCCUCUGACAGCAUGUUCUAACAAAUACUGGCUUUUGGGUGGGCCUGCUAAGCAGAAUCAAAAUGCCUGACACCCUGCCACUCUUGGAAGUUUAGAAAACAGAUGUUCAUGAAGAAAAAUAAUUGACAAAUACCCGUUUACCCUAUUUUUCCAUAAAACUUUUGUUUAUUUGUGAGUCUGCAUAAAAUGCAUAUAUUAACAAAGAGGCCACCAACAAAAAAUCACUUUAGACUGCAUCUUUGUGGGUUUGUUUGCCUGGUGGUGUUCCAAAGUGGAGUCCUCCACUUCAUCUUUCCUCAGUGACUUGUACAGUCCUUGAAAAUCUCCAGAGCUUUCAGAUAGUUUGCUCUUGUAUUACAGCCCUCUGUGGUAUCCAUGGAUGUGGCUUUAACUCAGCUUGCUUUAGCUUGGUUCCAGGGAUCCAAAACAGAUACUGAACCUCUCUUGCUACAUGCUUGUCUUAACUUCUGCUAGCAUUGCAGGGCUGGACAAAUACUGUUAUUAGUAGUAUUGAUAAUAACAAAUAUUAAUAAUAAUUAAUAUUAAUAGCUCCCUCUGGAGAUGGUCAGUGCUGCCUCAGAAGAAUUGUUGAGAAGUGAGGCAAGGCGGUCUCGAUGAGGCAGAGCACGUAGGACUGGUGAAGAAUUUCAGGCUUGGAUUCCAAGCUUUUCAGACUUUAGACACUUUAUAUAUCUGAUCCCAAUGUUUUCUGUUGUUGUGUUGUGGUUUGUUUUUUUUUUUCUUUCUCCCCGUUUAAUAAUUUUGGGCAGGCUAAACAAUUUGGUUAACAUCAGAACUUUUUUGUUAAGCUAUAUGGCUUUAUGUUAGGAACAAAUGCUCUACUUAAUAAUUUUUGUUUGUUUCAUACAGUGUUAAAAAUACCAUGGCAUUCGGGUUUCAUGUUUUCUGGUCUAUGUUUCACUGUUGAAGGCAGGCCAGCCUCUGAUGGAAGUGCAGUGUUACGGAUGCUUGCUGUCUUCUCUGAGUAGACUGUUUUGGAGCUGCAAAUCGGAGCUGAAAGUUUUCCAAAGUCAGGAUGUUAUAAAUGAAUCUGCUUUCUCUUCCAGACGUUCCCAUGCAAAUGGCUUGUGUGAGGUAACAGCUUAAAAGGUUGCAGGAGAGAUACCUUCUGUACCAUCUUCCAGAAAACAAUUGCAGUGUUCAAAAUACUUACUGACAGGCUGUUUUGAUGUGGACCUUAUUUCUAGAAAAAAUACUAGCUUGUCAGCUCUUCAAUGAUUUUAUUCUGGUUUUAUAUCCCCAGUCAUGUAAAGAACUCUUACCAUUUUUUAAUACAUAUGAAAGUCAAGUGCUAACACUUGAAUAAAUCCCUGAAACUGUGGCAAUCUAGAAAGUCACAUUUUUUAAUCUGGCAUCACCUGUGUCUCAGUCUAGCACUUGGCCAUGAUUUGGGGAAGUUGCAGUCAGCUUCUACUGAUCCUUGAAUAAAAGAGUCCAGGCUACUUCUCCUCUUUUUAGUUUCCGUUGGGAAGAAAAACAAAACAAAACAAACAACCACAACCCGCAAAUUUCAAAGCAGAUAAAGUUCAAUAAAUUAUACUAAUUUUUCUGUUAUUGAAAAUAACUUAGAAUUUUUGAAUUCGUUGACUACCUGAGCACAAUUAGCACUAUAUUUGUGACUGCAGCAGGCUGUAAUUAC